Molecule: messenger RNA, 2561 nt
Organism: Cydia amplana
Lineage: Eukaryota; Metazoa; Arthropoda; Insecta; Lepidoptera; Tortricidae
Exons: 14
Coding region: 216-2516 (766 amino acids)
Source: RefSeq, a predicted model, not a curated record
AAUAAUAAAUAUGGCGUCGCUGCUUUGUGUACUGCUUGCUGUCAAAUUUCAGUGCAAUAAACAGAAAGACUGCAAUUAAUUUCAUAAUAUUAGUAAAAUAUAUGUGAUUGUUACGGUGUAAGUGCAAUAUUAAGACCUAGCGUUGAUAUGUAACGUAUAUUCAUACAUGAAGCGCGGUUUUAUUGAAAAACUUUGAAGGAGACCAAUGUAUAACAAUGAUAUCCAACCGAGAAGAGGGCCCCGUCUACUACAGGGAGAUACAGAAGAAUGCGUAUCUCAAGCGCAUCCCAAUUGAGCCGAGCGGCAAGCUCAGGCCUCUGGGACAUAAGAAACCGCCUCUUAAAGCUAUGUGGACGCUCUUCUGCGUCCACAACGGCCGAACGCCGUUCCUCGAACAGUACCCGAGCCCUGAGUCCCCGGCCACGUUAACCCACAAGCCGGCCUGGCGCGUCUGCCUCAAGACAGCUAGGCAUGUGACUGCGAGUGUCAAGCCACACACCGGCGAUGAAUAUGACUUUCUUGUGGACACGGAUCAGGGACCGGUACGCAUGCUGGCACCUGACUGGGAAUCCAUGCAAGACUGGGUGACACUCCUGCGCAGUAAACUCCACGAACUAAAGAUCCUCUCGAAAGGCGAGAACGUGUACACCGCGCCCCUGGCCCCGCCCGCGCCCCGCGCCGGCACGCGCGACCCCACCUCCCCGCUGCCGCCCACCCCGCCCGUGCCUCCUGACAGAGUACCGGGCAUAGAGCUGACCAUCCCAUCCCGAGCCAUCGAACCAGAACACCAUAAUGAUCACCCCGAAGAACCACCAACCAUAGAGACGACUGCAGAGCCCAUAGACAUCUCCAACUGGGACGAGCCGGAGCCCUUCACGUCUCUACCGAGCACUAGUCAGGACAUACCAAAGACAACCAAGAUAUGUGGACAGAAUAUUUGCUUGGACGAUUCGGUGUUGAGAAGAAACAAUACGGACAGCGAUGAAGAAUUCUUCGCGGAAAUCGACCGGAUAAGCGAGGAAGUGGAAAAUACUGGAGAAGUUCAGGAGUACAAGCAGACUCUGGUUGUUGAGGCUACCGCUGAGGACACUCCGAGCGACUACCAAGGCACAAACAUAACCGUGAUACAAGUGUCCAACAAGGAGCCCCCGCACACCGCGAUACCAGUCCUCGGCCCCGACACAGACGUCUUCAACUUCGACCUCCAACAACUCUCCGUUGAACCCAAAGAAAACUACAUCAACAUAGUCAACACAGAAACCGAACAGAACGGCUAUGGAACGGUCUAUAAAGAGUCAGACUACGGACAUAUAAGUUUAACAACAACCGUCAACUUAAACGGUGACAAGAGCAUAUAUGAACGGUUAUGUCAAGCGUCAACAUCAAGUGAAAGAUCACCUUUACCCGUCCGAAGGAUAAAAGCUUUAGAGAAAGUUAGGAAGUCAUCGCUACCAAACAUGGAGACUUAUGAGUAUUUGUAUCCGAGCAAUUCUAGCUCGAAUCAAGUGCAAGUGGAUGUGAAUAGUGGUCAGAAUUGUGUGAACGGGAACUCUGUGACUGUGAGUGUGGAUUCUAGUGUGAGAGUGGUUAGGCCGCCGAGGCCGGUGGAGAGGUCGCAUAGCAACGCUUGUGAGAGGACUCAGAGCCCGAAGAGAGAAAGGAAUGAUAAGAAUCAAGACGGGAGCCAAGGCAAGCCGAUAUGGAAGCGAGGUUUAACGGAGCUGUCUUUGCUAAGUCGGUUAAGAGGGCUCGGGCAGGGCCGGCGACAGGACAGCCCUACGAGACAGGACGACGACAGGAGCGCAACGGUGGCAGUGAAAGUGGUGCGCCGCUCGCGGCCCGAGGGUCGCGUCGACGGGACUAGACGGAGAAGCAGCUCUCUCAGCAACGAUCACUCCCCCCCAUCCCGGCUACCGCCCGGCCUCCGACCGUUGCGACAGCGACAGGCGGCCGCGCUGAGGGCCGAGCAACGCCGCGGGGCGGCCGUAGCUAGCAGCAUACCUAUAGCCCACCCGCCUACGUUUGUGGACUAUAAUAGGAUGGUGUGGGUGGCGAAGUGGGGAGGCGCGGGGGCGUGGUGCGGGGGGCGCGCGGGGGACCGCGUGGCGGCGCUGCGCGGGGUGCAGCCCCGGGACGCGCAGCACGCCAGGACGCUGUUCAAGGACGCGCGCACCAGGACGGUGGAUAUAUUGUUUCAUCGCGUCCCUCUUGGCAAGAUAUACGUAUUAAAUAAACGGGACCACGAGAAAUUAGGUAUAAAGCUAGACAGCGAAUGCAACAUAACGAGCGUGGAACCGCACUCGGUGUGCGCACGCGCAGGACUACCUCCCCCGGGCCGCUGGGCCCUCACUGAGGUCAACAACCAGCCGCUCAGCCUGCUCAAGGGAUGCGAAGAGGAUAUGAACCGCAUAGCGGCUCACGGAACUGAAGUGUCAGUACUAAUACAACCUUCGGCCCUCGUGAAAAAAAUACGCGCCGCGCUCAAGCCGAACAAGACUCUACUGGGCUUGAGAUGAGGCUCAUAAUCGUAUGGCACGUAAAUAAUAUUUUGGUUGUUUCUU